This is a messenger RNA of Exophiala aquamarina CBS 119918, 552 nucleotides long. Its product is annotated as ADP-ribosylation factor. Lineage: Eukaryota; Fungi; Ascomycota; Eurotiomycetes; Chaetothyriales; Herpotrichiellaceae. The record is from RefSeq and is a predicted model, not a curated record. Gene Ontology annotation, cellular component: cytoplasm; plasma membrane. Gene Ontology annotation, biological process: intracellular protein transport; vesicle-mediated transport. The coding region runs from base 1 to 552 and encodes 183 amino acids. The transcript has 5 exons. Gene Ontology annotation, molecular function: GTPase activity; GTP binding.
AUGGGCCUUACAUUCUCAAAACUGUUUGACCGGCUAUGGGGAAAGAAAGAGAUGAGAAUCUUGAUGGUUGGUCUUGAUGCAGCUGGAAAGACAACCAUCUUGUACAAACUCAAGCUUGGUGAAAUUGUAACCACCAUCCCCACAAUCGGCUUCAACGUUGAGACCGUCGAAUACAAGAACAUCCAAUUCACCGUGUGGGAUGUCGGUGGCCAAGACAAGAUCCGACCUCUCUGGAGGCAUUAUUUCCAAAAUACCCAGGGUAUCAUCUUCGUGGUCGACUCCAACGACAGAGAUCGUGUCGUCGAGGCACGCGAGGAACUACAGCGCAUGCUUAACGAAGAUGAGCUUCGUGAUGCUCUUCUCCUGGUCUUUGCCAACAAACAGGAUCUUCCCAAUGCUAUGAAUGCCGCCGAAAUCACUGACAAGCUUGGUCUCCACAGUCUCCGACAGCGUGCCUGGUACAUCCAAUCAACUUGCGCUACCUCUGGUGAUGGUCUCUACGAAGGGCUCGAAUGGCUGAGCAACUCGCUCCGCAAGGCAGGACACAACUAA